Cryptotermes secundus is the source of this 1801-nucleotide messenger RNA. RefSeq lists its product as uncharacterized. Lineage: Eukaryota; Metazoa; Arthropoda; Insecta; Blattodea; Kalotermitidae. Bases 100 to 972 code for a protein of 290 amino acids. The record is from RefSeq and is a predicted model, not a curated record. The transcript is spliced from 4 exons.
UUCCCCCUUAAUGGAAGUACGUUACACGCGUGAGGAGGCAGAAGACAGCGCUGUGCUGUACAGUGGUUAAAAUUAAAACAAGUGUUAUUAGUUGUCAAGAUGGCGGAUAAGGAUGUGGUCAGGGCGCAGUUGUUCUACACUGUGCUGGGUGCCGUGUUGCUGACCUCAGCGCCAAAUGCGGAGGGUGAGAACAAAUGGGUCUGGUCUGGCAGCGGCCGAAGCGCCUCCGGCGGCAGUGCGUCGCCCUACUUCCCAGGGGAAACAAGCCUCCCACUCUACAGGCCGCCAGCACCGGUGUUCGAAACCACCGACUUUAUGAACUCUCCGCCGUUCUUACAGCCUUCGCGUCCUGUGUCUAGACCCCCUUACAACAACCGUCCGAUCAACGUGCCUCGACCUGACGGUCCUGGGCCUCAGGUUUCACGGCCUGGAAAUUCUGGAGUAUUAACCAAUCCAGACGUUUCACGGCCCGGAGGUCCUGGAAUAUUAACUGGUCCGGUCCCAUCGUGGGAACAACGACCUGGUGACAAGUUCGUCUACAAGGACUACGAGCAUUGCAAGUGCGCAUAUUCGUUCAACUGCGCAUCUCCAGGAAUAAAGUUCGGGCACUGUGACUCUGGGAAGCAGUACUGUUGCUACAAUCCCAAGCCCGGUCCAAACUUGGCGCCAUCUGCAGUCAACAGAGGACCAGGAUUCAUCGAUUCUCCUGCGAAACCUACUUAUGAUCGCCCUAUCCUAAUUGGUCCUGGUGGUCCAACAGGAAUUGUCAGUGAAGGAAGUCGUCCCUUCAAGCCUCCUGGAGGGCUUUAUAGACCUUUGGCAGGAGAGGAACUUGAUGAAGAUUUUAGGAUGAAUAGAAGACCUUAUCAAAGAUAUGGUACCAUCAAUGAUGAACACUUCCCACGACCACCAUAUGAUCCUUAUGCCCGAAGUGCUAACAUUGAGAUGAAGAAGAAUGGCAAGAAACUGUAACGGGUCUCUGUUCAUAUGUUUCAUGUGAAAUAUAGUAAUUAUAUUCAUAUAUAUCAUUUAGUUUUCCGGAAUCUCAGAAGUUAUAAUUUCAUAUUAUAAAUAAUGCAUUAAACCUUUCUUCCAUUGAUAUCAAAGAUGCUUUAAGAGUUCAUUUUUAAGAUAAUUUGUCCAUAAAAGGGUGGAGUAUGAAUUUACUUUAUUAACGUGUAUAAAACAGUAGCCAAACUUAUCUUAAAUAUUAGAGUUUUACUGCUAACACUUCAGUCACUGCAUUCUUAAUCAUCAAUAAUUUCAGUUUACUACUUAUUCAAUAAUUAUUCAAAAUAUCCCCUUGUGUAUUAUUUUAUAACUCAUUUAUAGUUCACAUACCUCGUAUAUUUAAUGUGUUAUUUACGUUGUGAUAUCGUAUUAUUGUGUUUAGUUUGUGUGUGAUCUCUGCACAAUGUACAUAAAAUGAACGCUUACCAUGAAGGUAAUUUCCAUCAGUUUGCCACCAUACUGAAAUAAAGCAAUUUUAUCCCAGUGUUUGACGAAACUUUAUGCUACGAAGACAUGUGAGGGGACACAGCUCUAAUUUUACGUAUUCCUAACCCCGGAGGUGAAUGAUGAAUGGGGUUCGACAUUAACAGUUAUACAGAAAAUUUUAUUUUAAUCCAUAUUAAUCAAAUACAAAGAGUGCUUCAUGUGCAGUACAAAUCAGAUUUCAUUAGUAGUUCUCUUAAACAAGACUCGUCGUACUAAUAUUUCAGUGAAUGAUAUUCAUAAAGAAAUGAUUUCUGUUUACUGUGGGAAGUGUUUGUCGCGUAAAGCGGUUCACAGCUGGGUCGAG